Molecule: messenger RNA, 2234 nt
Organism: Chelonia mydas (Green sea turtle)
Lineage: Eukaryota; Metazoa; Chordata; Testudines; Cheloniidae
Gene: MAD2L1
Product: mitotic arrest deficient 2 like 1
Exons: 5
Coding region: 156-773 (205 amino acids)
Biological process (GO): mitotic spindle assembly checkpoint signaling
Cellular component (GO): cytoplasm; kinetochore; nucleoplasm
Source: RefSeq, a predicted model, not a curated record
AACGCGCAUGCGUCAGCGGGACGCCUACAGGACCUAGGGUGGGCGAGAGCCUAUGAGGCGCUUUUGUGGCAGCGGCGCAGGGGGCGGCGCCUGAUUUGAACGGGCCGGCGGCGGGGCCGGGGACUGGGACUGUGCGGGCGCCGCCUGUCCGCGCCAUGGCCAAGCAGCUGAGCCGGGAGCAGGGCAUCACCCUGCGGGGCAGCGCCGAGAUCGUCGCCGAGUUCUUCUCUUAUGGCAUCAACAGCAUUUUAUAUCAGCGUGGGAUCUAUCCCUCGGAGACCUUCACACGUGUCCAGAAAUACGGGCUCACUCUGCUCGUCACUACAGAUCCUGAACUUAAAAACUACCUGAACAACGUGGUAGAACAGCUAAAAGACUGGUUAUGCAAGUGUUUAGUACAGCGGUUGGUGGUGGUAAUCUCUAGUAUUGAAAACAAUGAUGUUCUUGAAAGGUGGCAGUUUGACAUUGAAUGUGACAAGACUGCAAAGGAUGAGAGUGUACCAAGAGAGAAAUCUCAGAAAGCUAUCCAGGAGGAAAUUCGAUCUGUUAUCAGACAAAUAACUGCCACAGUAACAUUUCUGCCUUUGUUGGAAACAUCCUGUGCCUUUGACCUACUCAUUUACACAGACAAAGAUUUGGCAGUGCCAGAAAAAUGGGAAGAGUCAGGACCACAGUUUAUUGCCAACUCUGAAGAGGUCCGUCUUCGUUCCUUCACUACCACCAUUCACAAAGUAAAUAGUAUGGUGGCCUACAAAAAGGAUUCCUUUCCUUGAUGGAAUGAAUAAUAUGGUCUGUGUCCAGAAACUGCCUUCUUGUAAAUCUGAUGCUAUGAACUGUAGUUUCAUCCUGAACAGUGUUUUUGGUGUGGGUGUUUUUCUGUAUCUUUUACUCAAGUUUGGAUCAAAAUAAUAGCAAAACAAAGCAGUUCUCUUGUUCACAUUACACCGUAUGCUGUGCUGAGGCCUUGCUGACCUAUUCUCAUCCCUCUAAUGAGAGACAAAGGAUUUACUUAGGAAUAUGGCAGUGUCUUCUUAUACGGAACAGUAUGCCAAAUCCAUUCUAGAUUGGAGCACCAAGAGCAAUAUCAAACACUUAACCCCUCUAAAACCUGGCUUAGAAAGGCUGCUUAGAGAUAAUACACUUAUGAUUGCCCUGGAAUACUUUUUGAAUGGCAGCUGUUACCUAAUCUUCAAUAUGAUCUCAUAAUAAUACAUAAGAGAUGCACACUAACAGACUUCUAAAAAUAUACUGUUGCUUGAGAAAAAUGGUUCUGACAAAUAGGGGUUGUUCUUGAUAGCAAUUUAGGUGGAUAGUGGUGUUAAUGAAGAUGAUCCUGGAAUUAAUUCACUGGUGAAGUCUCAUCUGUCCCUCCCACCUCUCUGCUCCAGGACAGAAAUUAUAAAAUCAGUCCUCUCCACUGUGUAAUGAAAGGUCUGGAUAUGAAUGAUUGAUUGUACUCUAGUCUAAACCCAAAAUCUCUGUAUUGUUUUACUCUGUGGGUAAUGUCUUCAUGUUAAUAUUUCUUAUUUUGUAUUCAUGUUUUAUAGAAUAAAGCUCUAAAAUCUUUAAUGAAAACUUUUUUACAUUUGUGCAGUAUCUGGGAACUACACGUUUCAUGCGUCUUAGACAAUGUCCUUAAAUUUGUGCAAGUCAAACACUAUUCCCUCAGAAAGGCUUAACAUCACUAUCGCAGCUUCUGUUACUUGUUUCACCUGGUGUUAGUUUUCUAACUCUGAAGAUUAGAAUAAAGUCUCACUCCUGCCUGGGCUUACAGGAUUUGUGCACAAGAUAAGAAAAAAUGAUUUAGUGGUACUUGGUGUAUAAAAUCCACUGCUCUGUGUAGGUCUUUAUAUAAAAGAACAUUGAAUGAGGGUCCUUAAAGGCAAAAAUAGUACCUGAAACUGCUUCUAUUUCAACUCAACAAUAUCCCUUUUAAGCAGACUUAGAAAAUGACAAAGUUGCAUGGACAGCUUUUAAGAUGCACACCUCCAGAAUUUUAUUAGUGUAACAGUUAAGAUCAGAUUGAACUUUCUUUAUCUGUGCAUAUUACAAUCUUAAGAACACUCAAACAUACUGUCGUGGCUGAAUCUCCACUCUGUCACUUUAAGUACAGAAAGUGGGGGGCCUGCAAGUGUUCUAAAAAUUAAUACUUGCCAUUCCAGGCUUGUAUUAAACUCCCAAGGUUACAGCUUUUCUCUGACUUUGGCUUGGUAAAUGCUACCACCACCCAAAUG